Messenger RNA from Lodderomyces elongisporus, 1743 nucleotides. It is a transcript of the gene SAS10, whose product is annotated as rRNA-processing protein. Lineage: Eukaryota; Fungi; Ascomycota; Pichiomycetes; Serinales; Debaryomycetaceae. Bases 1 to 1743 code for a protein of 580 amino acids. The transcript has a single exon. Gene Ontology annotation, biological process: maturation of SSU-rRNA from tricistronic rRNA transcript (SSU-rRNA, 5.8S rRNA, LSU-rRNA). The record is from RefSeq and is a predicted model, not a curated record. Gene Ontology annotation, cellular component: nucleolus; small-subunit processome.
AUGGCGAGACGUACGACCAGAAGAUCGGUAGAAGAAGAUAUAGAGCCCGAUGAGGUUGAUCUGUUCCACUCAAAUAGAAGCAAGAUUCUAUUAAACGAAGCCGGCGAAUAUGGUCAGCAGAAAAGCAUCGAUGACGUGGAGUCAGAAGAGGAAGUUUUUGGAGAGUCCGCACUGGGGAGCGACGAUGACGACGAAGGGGGAGAUGAUGAAGAUGAAGAUGAAGAGGAAGAGGGUGAUGUGGAUGAAGAAGAGGAGGAAGGUUGGGGUGGAAGAAAAAACUACUAUGGUGGAGAUGAAGCUAGUGAUGAUGAAGAUUCUAAGCAAAUGACCGAAGAGGCAAUGAGGCAACAACGAAAGCACUUGGAAGAUCUUGCUAUGGAUGACUAUAUCGAUGAAGACAUCAUGGAGGAUUGGCAAAAGAAGGCCGACACGUUUGAUAACAAGGAACAGCAAACGACAUUUACACAAAAGAUUAUGAGUUCUGGAACCUCGAUUGAACAACUUGACGAUAAUGAGCGUCUACAGUUGCUUCGUCAAUCUUUUCCUGAAUUUGUUCCAUUAAUGAAGGAGUUAGAAAUUUUGCGACCGGAGUUGGAUGAGUUGAGAAACAUAAAGUCUCCAAACCAAUGCGUACAAAUUAAAAUUGCAGCUCUCUCAGGUUACCUUGCAUCCAUUGCUUCAUAUUUUGCAUUGUUUGUGGAAAAUUUGCAAACCCAAGAGGAUUCAUUUAUCUCAAUGAAGGAUCACCCCGUGAUGGAAACAAUUUUAAGCUCCAAGGAGGUGUGGAGACAAGCAAACGAGUUACCCAUGGAGGUUAAAGAUACUGUGGUGGCACUUACUUCUUCAACUGCUUCCGGUGCUGAUGUAUCGAGUGAAUUUAAUGAAGAUGAGUUUGUUGAUGCAGAAGAAUACAACCUGGAAGAGGAAGAGGAAGAAGAAGGAGAAGAAGAAAACGAAGAUGAUGAUAACAAUGCCAAAUUAAAGAAUGGUUCAUUAGACCUGGACCUUGACAUUGACAUUACAAAACAAAGAGCUAUUAGAAAAGUUGCAAACACUGCUGAGGACGAUUACGCUGAAGGUAACAUUGAAGAUGUUGAUAUGGAAGAUAAGAAGCGUAGGAAAAAGACCUUGAGAUUCUACACGGCGAAAAUAGACAAGGCUGCCGCGCAACGAGAAAAGGCAAUCUCUGGAGAUAUGGAUGUGCCGUAUAAGGAGCGUCUCUUUGAAAGACAACAGAGACUUGUUGAAGAAGCGCGUAAACGUGGUCUUGAGAAACGAGACAUUCUAGAUGCAGACGAGGAUGAUUUGAACGAAAAUAAUGUGGAAGCAGGUGAUUAUGGUGACUAUGAUGGUGAUGCUGAUAACAAUGAUGUUUAUGAUGGUGGUGACUAUUAUGAGAGACUUGAAAACAGAAAACAUACAAAGAAGGAGAACCGUAAGCAAGCACAUAUUGCGGCAGUCAAAGCUGCUAAAGAAGGUAAGUUGGCUGAAUUACAAGAUGAAGUUGGAGAAGAUGGAAAGCGUGCCAUCAAUUACCAAAUACUCAAGAAUAAAGGUCUUACUCCACAUCGUAAGAAGGAGUACAGAAACUCGAGAGUUAAAAAGAGAAAGCAAUACGAAACAGCAAAGAAGAAACUCAAAUCUGUUAGACAAGUGUAUGAUGCUGAGAAACAUAGAGGUCCAUACGAAGGUGAAAAGACUGGUAUCAAGAAAGGCUUAUCUAGAUCUGUUAAAUUGGUAUAA